UGAAGUUGUUCAAAAACGAUCAUUGACAUUGUUAGUAGAUAAAUUAAACUAAUUAGAGUGUAAAAAGUGUUUCAAGGGCCCAAAGUAGUUAAUAAUUUGACAGUGUUGUGUAUUUUCGACGUUUAUGUGUAGACAAAAAUGGCAAAAUAGUAAUUGUUAGGAAAUUGUGUAUGUGGUCGGAAUGAUGGAUAUUAAUCUUCACAUUAGCCCAGCCUCCGCCGUGUUGAUUGGAUGGGUGACGUGCACGCUCACAUAAAGCGUCAAUCAGAUGGUCGUUAUGGAAACCGAUAGGCGUGUAACCUGCUGUGCUGAGUGUCCGCGCAAGUCUCUGCGCGCGGCUGAUCUGCAGACUCUGCGAGGGGAUUUAUAAACGCCACAACAGUGACAAGUUUAAGUCGUGUUCUUCACUUUACAGCAUUUCCACGUCAUCUUUAAGCAGACAAAUAUGUAAGUGGAGAAAACACCCGCUCAUGUAAUUGAUCCAAUAUUGCCAGUGAGAACAAUUAUUGACUGUAAUAGCCUGCUGUUUGAUUAACCAUGUCCACACAAGAGACUGAAUUACCAGACUGCCAAGAGAAGGGGGGCUUGAAGAGAAAACUCACAGGUCCACCCAGGCUUUUGCUGGGGAAGUCAAAAUCAAAGGAGAGAUUUGAAGGUAAAUCACAGAGGCGGCAAAGACAAGCGAAAUAUUGUGAUGGCACAUUGGAGAAUAAUGAUCAAGAGAACAGUGACGGAAAAGAUUAUGAAUCCUCACUUAUUACCCACCACAGCCCUCAAAAAGCCUCAGAGGAGAGGGAAACCAAACCAGAUGCUCCAGGAGAUACCUCAGGAAUUCUUGUAACACUGGAGGAGGGUGAAAGCAAAGAUGAAAAUAUGGAAAGUAAAAUGGACAUGACCAGAAGCACUUCAAAAACAUCCAUUAAGAGGACAUUUUCCUCACUCCUCAGGUGUGGAAAGAGGAAGGAAUCAGACAGAACAGAAAACAAAAACAAUUCUGAACACAACAUGUGCAACUCUGUGUGUGAGAAUAAAAUGAGUAGUGCAAACAAUAAGGAAGUUCUUAAUGGAAAAAGUAAAAAGAGAGUUUUCUUCACAGUGUGGCCCAUUUCUAAGAGAUCAGCCACAUCCAAUGUCAGGUGUAAAGAGCAAGGCAGUGGCAUGGUUUUUCAGGAGAUGACGGCACCAAAAGAUUUGACAUUUAAAAAGAUCUAUCGCAUCUUUCCAAGAAGGAAGAAAGCACAUCCUAUUGAUCAGUUUGAGUCUAGUCCUCACAAUCCAACACAAAAAGAAGAAGCUGAUCAACCGAAUCCAUUCUCUGCAGCUGUUAUGGACACUCCCAAAGGGAGCCAAAAGGAAGAAGACGAAAUAAAAGCAGAAAGCAUUCCAGAGACAUUUACAUUCAGUGCAGAUGUGAGCAGUAACGUCAAUAUGGAGUCUGAAAUGGAUAAAGAGCAGGAAAUGUGUCCUGACCAAGUUGCGAGUUUGAAUGAAGAAGAGGAUCAGGUGUUACAAACAAGUGGUAUUUUGGAUUCUGCGGUUCCUCUGUCAUGUUGCAGUGUUUCCGAGUUUCCGGCCACCACAUCAGGUAGUGAUCUGCUAGUCUUAAAUAAGGAGACUAUAGAGAAUUAUGCCAAAUGCAGGCCAGUGAUUACUAUAGAGCAUGCAUAUUUAUCAGAAGAAGAGAACAUGAAUGAGGCACCACAGUUUGAUGGUCUUACAAUCAAUGGGUCCUGGCAACAUUUAAAAAUAACCAACACACUACAUCCUUCUGACCUAAAUGUGCCUACUGAACAUGACCAUGGCCAAUGUAAUGAGACCUUACUGAUUCAGACGGCAAGUUCAAUGGUGCGAGCAGCCAUCCAUGGUGCUGUGGAACAGCUCACUGUCGAGAUGCAGCACAAUCAGAUAGGUUUGGACCAUGCGUAAUAACCACACAUUCACAUUCUUUAUUCAGCGAAUGAAUUUCAUGAUUUUUUCUGAGAUUGUAUACAUAAGCUGCAUAAAAGGAGAGGAAUUUUAUUAAUGCAUGUAUAAACACAUUGGAAAUGUGAUGUCAGAUUGUGGAAAAGUUUGUAUUCACUGUGUUAUUUAUAAACAUUAUAUAUUAUAAAAACAAUAUAAAUACUGUUCAUUUUCUCACACAAACCGCUCGUUUCGUGUCUU
This is a messenger RNA of Pimephales promelas (fathead minnow), 2163 nucleotides long. RefSeq lists its product as uncharacterized. Lineage: Eukaryota; Metazoa; Chordata; Actinopteri; Cypriniformes; Leuciscidae. The record is from RefSeq and is a predicted model, not a curated record.